Molecule: messenger RNA, 399 nt
Organism: Dioszegia hungarica
Lineage: Eukaryota; Fungi; Basidiomycota; Tremellomycetes; Tremellales; Bulleribasidiaceae
Product: Endoribonuclease L-PSP/chorismate mutase-like protein
Exons: 6
Coding region: 1-399 (132 amino acids)
Cellular component (GO): mitochondrion; cytosol
Molecular function (GO): deaminase activity
Source: RefSeq, a predicted model, not a curated record
AUGAGCACCCCUUACUCCGUCGUCUCGACCGAAAAUGCUCCGGCUGCUAUCGGUCCUUAUGUCCAGGCCGUGAAGCACAAUGGUCUGAUCUACGCUUCGGGAUCUAUCCCGCUUGACCCCAAGACCAUGGAGGUUGUUUCGGGCGGUAUCGAAGAGCAGACUACCCAAGUCUUCAAAAACAUGUCCGCCGUCCUCUCCGCCUCGGGCGCCACCCCCGCCUCCAUUCUCAAAACCACCGUCUUCCUCAAGAGCAUGAACGACUUUGUCGCCUUCAACAAGAUCUACGCCGAGUUCUUUGGGCAGACCAAGCCCGCGCGGAGCUGCGUCGAGGUCGCGAGGCUGCCGAAGGACGUUUUGGUCGAGAUUGAGUUCAUCGCUGUGGAGGGCAAAUCAUCGUGA